This is a messenger RNA of Soboliphyme baturini, 1122 nucleotides long. NCBI's taxonomy places the organism in Eukaryota, Metazoa, Nematoda, Enoplea, Dioctophymatida, Soboliphymatidae. The record is from the annotation of a GenBank genome assembly.
AUGCGCGGCGGCAGGUAUAACGGAUAUCGCAGCAGAGCCGUAUUUGAUCUGACGUUUUGCCCGAACGUUUUUCCAAAGGUGGUGGAAAAAGAUGAUUCGGCUUUAAUGCAGUUGUUACUAAGCCGCAACGAAGAACUGACACCAACAACUGCUGAACAGACAGCCGUCAUGAAUCUCUUGAACAAAGUGACAUCGGUGAUCGAAAAGUUGAUCGUCAAUCCGGAUUCUUUUACUGCCGCGUCUAUCGAGGAGGUCAAGCAGGUCGGUUCGUUCAAGAAAGGAACAAUGGUCACCAAGCACAACGUCGCCGAUAUCGUGGUCAUACUGAAAACCCUACCAACAACCGAAGCAGCUAACGCUUUGGGCAAUCGCGUGGUAGAGGAUAUAAAAUUGGCAGAGCCGAAGGAAGUUCUUGGAUGCGUUUAUCGCGAUUUUGGAUGCGAAAUAGGUGGCCCUGAAGCCGUCGUCAAAAUCAUGAUCGCCACCAUUCCGCCGAAUAUGAAAAAGUUGGACCCCACACUACAUCUUAACACGACGCUUUUGAACCGUAGCUUCGUAGCCAUCCGCCAUGCUCGCUGGUUUGAAGAGAACGCGUCACAUUACAAUGUGAAAGUAUUGAUCCGGAUUUUAAAGGACAUUCGAUCUCGCUUUGCUGGUUUCCAGCCGAUGAAUCCUUGGAUGAUCGAUCUUUUGGUAUGGUAUUAUUUAUUUGCAUAUUAUGCAACAAUGACCACACCGAAUCGGGACCCUCUACAACUUAAUCAGGCUUUCAGGCGUUGCUUGCAACUGUUAUCGGCGGGAAUUUUUCUCCCCGGUUCGUCAAACGUUGUCGAUCCCUGCGACCCCGGAUUUCGAGUACAGCAGUCGAUGAGUUUAGCGGAUCAGGAUCUGGUCUGCGCCACCGCUCAGACGCUACUGCGAGUAUUGGCUUGCGGUGGACAUAAGCAAAUAUUGGGAUUAGAAAAUUCGUCAGGUAACAGCUUUUUGGUUUUUAGAUUUCAAAACCUCACCAAGGAGGUAAGCUUGUGGACUGAUGCUUUCGUGACUCCAUCAGAGACUGUGUACGAGCCACCGGCUGAGGAAGCGGUUGUUGCAAACGUUGCAACUACAGUCACUGUUUAG